AGUUUUUCAACACCCGACUGCAUUUUCCUUUCUGCUUUUGUGGGGCAAGCUGGGAUUCCGCUUUUUUGUUGUCACGUUUGAAUUUGACUAUUUCGAAAGCAGGAAACGCUUUAUACACUUGUCUUGUUGUCCGAUUCGCUGUCGUCAAUCAUGGCUGCCGACGUGGAAACAUCCUCAGUUUUUUCAGACACCGCCUCUGACUUUUCCGACUUUUCUCGGGCGUCCACAGCGGCCACGACCGCCUCCCGAACGCAUCUCUUCACCUGCCUAGCUUGCCACGUUGCCUUCCGAAGCGCCGAUGCCCAACGAGAUCACAUGCGGACCGACUGGCACAGAUACAACCUUAAACGCAAGGUUGCCGAAUUGCCACCUGUUACUGCCGAGAAUUUUGCGGCUAGAUUAGAACAGCAGAAACACAAGAAUGAGGAAGAUGAGACCCGGAAUGCGUUUGUUGCAGAGUGUAUUGCCUGUCGAAAAACGUAUUCCAGUCAGAAUGCCUAUUCGAAUCAUUUGGGUAGCAAAAAGCACAAGGACGCUCAGGUGCGGUUCAACGAGUUGAAAGCAAAAGGCAUAGAUCCUUUGAGUCGACCCGAGAAAAAGGCGUCGAAUGUGGUUUCUGGUGUUUCGAGUUCAAGUGGGUCCGCCACAGCUCCACAAAAGAAUUGGAGAGCUGAGCUUGCGAAUGCCACAUCACAAGAUCAAGUAUUGGACAUUCUUGCUCGAAAAGCCGAACAAGCCGAACGUCUUACGGAACUGGACUGUCUGUUCUGUUUGCAUUCUGCGCAGUCUUUUGAAAACAAUAUGGAGCAUAUGGCCAAGGCGCACAGCUUUUUCAUCCCCGAUAUUGAGUACCUGGUUGAUCUGAAAGGAUUGAUAAAGUAUCUUGGCGAAAAGGUUGCGGUAGGACAUGUAUGUUUGUACUGUAAUGGCAAAGGACGGGCGAUGCAUAGUUUGGAAGCUGUGCGCAAACACAUGGUCGAUAAGGGCCACUGCAAAAUCUUGUACGAGGAUGGCGCUGAGCUUGAGAUUGCCGAUUUCUACGACUUUAGCUCAACGUACCCUGAUGAAGUGGCCGAGGAAGGAGAGGAAGGAGAUGGAGAAUGGGAAGAUGUUGAAGAGGGCAGUGACGAGAACGAAGAAGAGGAACUUGGCGAUUUAUCCGAGUCACUAGGUUCCAUCCGUAUAUCACCUGACGAAACCCAACUCAUCCUUCCCAGUGGAGUUCGACUGGGUCAUCGCCAGUUCAACCGAUUCUGGAGACAGAAUCUCAAACCCGAGGAUUCACGCGACUCCGUAUUGAUCCAUCGGUUGGUGGGACAGUAUAAAAUGCUGGGAUACGAAGCUACGCCGUAUGAACAAGCGGUUGCGGCACAUCAACGACGAUUGGAGGCAAAGAAGGUCUUGUAUCGGAAUCAAGAGUACAAGGCGAGAGUGGGGAUUAAGCACAACAUGCUGCAAAAGCACUUUAGAUCGCAGAUUGGAUUUGGAGUAUAGACUGGUUGAAUGUGGGGUUGGGGUUUGGGUUUGGGUUUGUUUUGUUUUUCGCAUUUGUACAUGAAGCCCAUUUUACAACUUGUCGAUUUUUGUUUGUGAAAUUUCGGUCUUGGGGUAUUACUCUAGUCUUUUGAGACUCUCUAUUAUAUACUCUCCACAUCCAACCUUAUA
Molecule: messenger RNA, 1665 nt
Organism: Spizellomyces punctatus DAOM BR117
Lineage: Eukaryota; Fungi; Chytridiomycota; Chytridiomycetes; Spizellomycetales; Spizellomycetaceae
Exons: 1
Coding region: 151-1494 (447 amino acids)
Biological process (GO): ribosomal large subunit biogenesis
Cellular component (GO): preribosome, large subunit precursor
Molecular function (GO): nucleic acid binding; zinc ion binding
Source: RefSeq, a predicted model, not a curated record